AAAGACAAGAUGGAACUCUGUGCCUGCAGGAACCAGGCAUGUUCCCCCAGGAAGUGGCUGAUAGGCUUCUCCAGACGAUGGCCUUUCACGCUGGUCCCCAGGUUGAGACACCACGUGUGCUGAGGUUGCAUUGCUGAGCCACAGUCAGCGAUCUUGGAGAAAUGCUGGCAACCAGGAGCGCCGUUGCUACCCCAGGAAAAGCCAGAUGCUCUGAUUUGCGAUGAAAGGAAAAGGAAAAAUCUUCGACUCCAGACCAGAGAGCCUGGAUUGGUGAGCCUAGUGAUGGGGAGGGCCUCAGCUGGGCCUCCUGGCCCUGGGCAGCUCUUGCCUUUUGUUCUCCUGUAACUCCUGUUCCAGGUAUCUACCCUGUAGACUUGGACCAUCCUCUGGGUACUCAAAGCUUCACAAGCCUGAUGGAUCCUGCCAGAGGCGACACUUUGCUGGGCCUGCCCUUGACAUUCCAUUCCACAGUUACCUCCACAGCAGACUUGAGGCACUAAGGAGAGCUUGUGCAGAUGGGUAAAAUUCCCGAAUGCAGUAUUAAAGGCCUGCUAAAUGACGGAACUGUGGGAAUUUUCCGAGGCAACCAAAUGCGCUUGAAGCGAGCUUGUAUCCGCAAAGCGAAGAUCUCUGCUGUAGCUUUUCGGAAAGCCUUUUGCCAUCAUAAGCUGGUAGAACUUGAUGCCACUGGGGUGAAUGCCGACAUUACCAUCACGGACAUCAUCAGCGGGCUUGGCAGUAACAAAUGGCUUCAGCAGAAUUUGCAGUGCCUGGUGUUGAACUCGCUCACCCUUUCCCUGGAAGAUCCUUAUGAAAGGUGCUUCAGCCGGCUGUCCGGUCUGCGGGCUUUGAGCAUCACCAAUGUCCUCUUCUAUAACGAAGACUUGGCCGACGUGGCUUCGCUGCCUAGGCUGGAGAGCCUGGACAUCUCCAACACGUCAGUGACAGACAUCACGGCUCUGCUCGCCUGUAAAGACCGGCUCAGGGCCCUGACCAUGCACCACCUGAAGUGCUUGAAGAUGACCACCGCCCAGAUCUUGGGUGUGAUUGGAGAACUCAGGCACCUGGACCACCUGGACAUCUCCGACGAUAAGCAGUUCACCUCCGACAUAGCCCUUCGCCUCCUGGAGCAGAAGGACAUUCUGCCCAGUCUUGUGUCUCUGGACAUUUCCGGGAGGAAGCACGUGACCGACAAAGCUGUGGAGGCCUUUAUCCAGCAAAGGCCUACCAUGCAGUUUGUGGGCUUGUUGGCCACUGAUGCUGGCUACUCAGAGUUCCUCACUGGUGAAGGCCAUUUGAAGGUAUCGGGAGAAGCUAACGAGACUCAGAUUUCGGAAGCUUUGAAGCGAUACAGCGAGAGGGCCUUCUUUGUCCGGGAAGCCCUCUUUCACCUCUUCAGCCUGACCCAUGUCAUGGAAAAAACAAAGCCUGAGAUAUUGAAGCUGGUGGUCAUUGGGAUGAGGAACCACCCCAUGAACUUGCCGGUCCAGCUGGCAGCAAGUGCGUGUGUGUUUAACUUGACCAAGCAGGACUUAGCUGUGGGCAUGCCUGUGCGGCUCCUGGCUGAUGUGACCCAUCUACUGCUCAAAGCCAUGGAACACUUUCCUAAUCACCAGCAGCUGCAGAAAAAUUGCCUUCUUUCACUGUGCAGUGACCGGAUCCUUCAGGAUGUUCCAUUUAACAGGUUUGAAGCUGCCAAGCUUGUCAUGCAGUGGCUCUGUAACCACGAAGACCAGAACAUGCAGAGGAUGGCCGUGGCAAUCAUCUCCAUCCUCGCUGCGAAGCUUUCUACAGAACAGACUGCCCAGCUGGGAGCUGAGCUCUUCAUCGUCAGGCAACUUCUCCAGAUAGUGAAGCAGAAAACCAGCCAGAACUCCGUGGACACAACCCUCAAGUUCACCCUGAGUGCCCUUUGGAACCUCACGGAUGAGUCCCCGACAACCUGUAAGCACUUCAUAGAGAACCAAGGUCUCGAGCUCUUCAUGAGGGUGCUGGAGUCCUUCCCGACAGAGUCCUCCAUUCAGCAGAAAGUCCUUGGCCUUUUGAACAAUAUCGCUGAAGUGAAAGAAUUACAUUCUGAGCUGAUGUGGAAGGACUUUAUAGAUCAUAUCAGUAAACUCCUGCACAGUGUUGAGGUUGAAGUCAGCUACUUUGCAGCUGGAAUUAUUGCCCAUUUGAUAUCCAGAGGUGAACAGGCCUGGACUUUAAGCCGCACCCAAAGAAACGCCCUCCUUGAUGAUCUGCAUUCAGCCAUUUUGAAGUGGCCAACACCGGACUGUGAGAUGGUGGCAUACAGGUCUUUCAAUCCGUUUUUCCCAUUGCUCGGCUGUUUUACGACCCCUGGUGUGCAGCUGUGGGCAGUGUGGGCCAUGCAGCACGUCUGCAGCAAGAACCCGGCCCGGUACUGCAGCAUGCUCAUCGAGGAAGGCGGGCUGCAGCAUCUGUACAACAUCAAGGAGCAGGACCAGACUGACCCCCAUGUCCAGCAGAUCGCCAUUGCCAUCCUGGAUAGCUUGGAAAAACACAUUGUCCGUCAUGGGCGGCCACCCCCAGGGAAGAAGCAGUCGCAGGCCAAGCUCCACUGAGAACCAUGUGUCACAGGGCCACAGAAGGCCGACACUGUGGUUGUGCUCCCUCCUCUGUGCAGGAGGCCUGCUGCAGUGAGGAGCCUUGGUACCUUUACCACUGCAGGGUUAUUUAUUAGUGGGUGUGGACAGUGAUGCCCAUUCAAGCGAGUCUCUAAUUCCUGUUGUGAUUUUUUAAAAAUUUAAGGCAAGAAGAGAAGGGCCCCAUCCAUCCUUCUCUGACCAUUGAGAGACCUUUCCACAUAAUUCUUUGGUGUGUGAGUCUACCUGUGCUUGUGAGAUUGUGCAUCAUUAUGAGAAACUUCAGUGCACGAGCCCACUGCAGAGUGGUCCACAUUCAGGAGAUCUGCAGACCCCUCCCGAGCAAGGUGGCCCUUGAUGUGGUAUGUGGUCUGCUUUCUCUGCUGGGCACGGCCCGCGCCAGCCAUCCCCUGCGAAGGGGCGCGUGUCAGCACAGCCGCUGGAUUCUGUGUCCUUGCCUAGUGGAGGCCACUUGCCAGGCUGUUGCUGGUGGGCAAUGGAUGGAAGAGAAUGGGCCCGGCAAGGAGAAGGCCACCAGGUUGUUGAGGGAGAACGGAGAAGAGGAAUUGGGCAUGUGGCCUCUUUGCUCCGAUGCUUUCACUCACACAGCCUCUCUUUCUGAGACACCUCUCCUGGUGCAGCAACCAAGCAUGUGUUCUCUCUGUUCAUCCUGAGAAGGCUGCUCAGCUGUUUUCUUGUAAAAGUUCUUGGUACCUAAUCCCCUUCCCUCCUAAAAAAUCUUUCUGACUUGUUUCUUUGUGAAAUGUCCCAAGAUCCCCCUUGUUUGUAAGUCAGGUUGUAGAGGUGUGAAUCCGUAUACAGGCUCCUGUGGGUCACCCAGUCAUUUCUCCUCUAUUUCAUGUCUGUCUCUGUCCAGGGAGCCCAAGGUUGCACCACAUGCUCCCAUGCCCUGUUGGGAGAAAUGCUAGCAGUGACGGGCACUGGGGUCCUGAAGUGUAAAGCCCUUGGCCGUCCCUGUUCUUGUUCUGACGUCUUGUUCCUGUCUCACUGCCAACGGAGGAAAAGACAGCCAGGGAGAGGAUUUGGCAGGUGCUGGGUAUCUCUUGACCCUCAUCCGUGUCUUCAGGAGAACCUCUCUCCACUGACCACCCACCACCCAAAAAGUCAGGUGCUGUUCUAGGACUCGGCACAAUGGGGAAGAGUCAUUGGUGUUUCCAGCAGGGCCUUCUGGGAGCAUGGAGGACCUGCACCAGCUUGUUACUGAUCCUGGUCUGGGGGAAAGACAGAGUCCAUCUUUGCUUUACAACACAACUGUCGUUUCCCCGGGGACAGCCUGUGUUUUAAACAGAGGUUUGAAUUGAUGUGUUAAAGUUAGAGAGGGAGGGGAGCAUUUGUAAGACUGCUCACUUCCCAAAGAAAGUUUUUCUUUUUGAUGUGAUUAUCUUACAAGCAUGCAGUUAACAUCUUUGUUUGGUCUCAUUUCAUGUGACUGUGAGAAUAAGUCAACUUUAAUUUUGGUCAGAAUGAAAAUGGAAUUCGGCUAAAGGAAGAAAACGAGUAAAUUCAUGGUGAUUGGAUUUCUUCCAGUCCUGUAGGGUAAGGAAGUCUUGUAGACUUGGCCCAUUGUCACAGGUGAAAUCUACUUCAGGGGGACAUAGCAGGUUUUGGGGUUUUUUUUAAGAGGGAGAAAACCUGAUGUCACAUUAAUAUAAAAUUGAAUUUAAUUUCACUUUUUCCUUCUGGGUGUGGUUCUUUUAGCUUGUUUUUAAAUGUCACUAACUGUACCACGUGACACAUUGGCGGGAUGGAGCGUGUACUGGGGUGGUCAGAGCUGAGGACAAGGGACAGCUGUUCGCAUCCUCGAAGCUGCUAUCCUUCUAUCUGCUGCUUACAGCCUGAGCGCCAGAGGGGUGGGCAAAGAUCUGUGAGGACUUGGCUUCCCCCCUCUGUCCUGCCCCAUACAGGAUGAAAGGAUGUGUGCUGCUCAGGUGGAAAGGUCAGGUUCAUGAAAACACUAAAAGUGUCUGGAAGAUGGAAAGGUGUUUUUUUCAUCUGUAUUAUGGUACAGGCAGGUGAGCCCUCUAGUGGAAACCAGGCAGCCAUUCUCUUAGCUUGAAUCUUUAGAGUUUAAUUUAACCUUGACCCCACCCUCUCGCCCCUAUCAGCAGUGGGCAGAACCUUUGGAGGAGGAGCUCCCUGGCCAGCGGGUAGCACUUGCCCCAGUUACAUUUAAAAAUGCUAGUGCCUUUCUUUCCAGGAUGGUUCUUAGCAAGGUGUGAUGGCACGUGGAGGCACCAGACUGUUUGGGUUGGACCCUAGGUCCAGCUGUGCCGUGAUGUCUGUUACCAGUGACCGUUCAGGCCCCAGCCACAAGUGGAAUGCCCUGGCCCUCCCUGUUGCCAAGCAGUGUACCUUUGAAUAAUAGAGCACCAGAAUGUGGCAGCAUUUGGUGCCUUCGACAGUUCCCUCUCCUGUGGCACAAAGUGGAUAAGGGUGGAACCACUCCCCAGUGCCCGUGCCCUCCAUGCAAAGGGAAGGGAAUGAGGUGCCUUCUGGGCCUCAGAACAUCUUCGGAGAAAGAGCUCAGCGUGCACCAGGAUGGAUAUAAGUUAGAACUGUAUGUGGGUAGGCGUGAAAGUUGGCCACGAUCGUUACCUUUACCUUUCCCCAAGUGUGUUUGGUUGUGACUUUGACACUACAUAAAAUCACCCUUGGUUUGUGCAAUGAGCAAGAAUUAAGAAGUGUUGGAGAGGCUUCUUUUGCUUCUCCCGCCAAGAAGUCAGUGCUUCCUACUUGUGGGAGCUGAAGGCUUGUUUGUUUCUUGGUGUUUUUGUUUGUUUUUAUUUGAGAAUGUAGGACCCAUCUCUGUAAGGCUGCACUCUAGGAAAUAGACUCUUGUGGUUAAGAAUGACCCUGUAGUGUCAAUUAGCAGCUCACCCAUCUUCGAUAUGGGGGUGUGGGUGCCCAGAUAAUGGUGGGCCAUGAUCACAUGAGGAGAUGGUUUGCAGGGAUCCCUUUAUUGGCAGAAAUUUGUACUUGGAAGCCCCAGUUCUGUAGAGUGGACUUCAGGGAAAUUGCUGCUAUUAAUGGAAGGCCUGGGGCCAUAGGUGUUUGUGACAUAAGCUAACGCAUAUCUGUGGAAAGAUGUUUGUUAGCCCAUCCUGGUUUUUCCCUUAUGGUGUUUCAGGAUUCCAUUAGGAGCUACCCCUUCUAAUGAAGCCCGGCAGGUUCUGUGCUGAGGGAAGAGGGACAAGAAGAAGUCAUCGUGGUCCCACCCUUGGUCCAGAGAGUCUGGAAGAGGGGCUCACUUGGAAUUGCUGUCUGGCUUCUCCCCUUCCUGCUGCUGCCUGUCACCCCCUCAGACAAGGACAAGUGGCUGGCCUGCAGGUGGUCCCGUUUUCCAUAAGUGCAUGAAGUCCCGGUAGGAACUGCAGGAGAAGCCUGCCGCCGUGCUUCUUGCCCCCUUUUGCUGUGAUUCCUUGCUUCUCUCUCCCCCUGCCCGCUUUGAACAGAACCCAACAGAAAAACUUGAGGGCAUCUGCAUCUGGUAUUCAGGUUCUCUGGCCACAUUUGAUUGGAUGUCCUUCAGCUUUUGGCCUGAGGCUGGCAGUGCUGGUCAAGCCUCGGCUAAAUGAGGGUCUUCAAUCCUAGACUGGCUCAGACUGGAGCCUGCUCGCCAUCUGUUCGCUGCUGGCGAGGUGGGUUUCACUCUGGGGCUGUGCCUCCCACCUGCCUCCUACUCAGGCUUGUGGAUGUUUGUGUCUCCUGCAUCCAGUCUCACUCAGAUGUUUCAGACUGGUGUUAGGGAACGGAUAGAGUGUAUGUACUGAACGUUUGAAUUUCUGGGUGACAGACCUUGGCUUGUCUCUUUGGGGAAUAGAAUAGGCCCUGUCUUCAGAGGAUGAUGUGUAUGGUGUAUGAUGAAACCACUAGGAAAAGAGUUCAUUGAGUGGCCUUUAAAUUAAUCAGUGUAUCUUUUUUUUUUUUAGUAUAGCGCAGGUGCUACUGUUUUGGGUGUGUUUGUGGGAAGAUGCUUCAGGUGGUUAGAGUUCUAAAUGGGCCACUUGUGCCCUCCCGAGCCCCACCCUAAGCCUGCUGGAAAGGAGUUGAGGGGCAGGUAGGCCCUCUCUCCUUGCUGUGAUGUUUGGCCCCGCCUGAUGGGGGCUGCCAGGGUCUCGCAGCACCCCAGCCAGAGGUGGCAGCCAUUGGUGGGAAAUCUUGGGGAUCUGGAGGUUUGAUCAGGUAGUUCCGAGUGUUUUAUUUUAGACUUGUUUUUGCAGAAUUCUGCUUCAGUUCCUUUGGGGUGAAUUGAGAUUAGCCGAGAAGUCACUAAAUGUGGGCUUUUUCAAGAUUAAAAGUUCAGGAGCAUAAAGAGGGAGAUGAGCCCAGGUCAUCAAAUGGCCCAGAUAAAUAAAGAUGAGCUGUCUCUCUCGGAUGUUUUCAAGAGUUCCAGGAGCCUUGGGCUCUUGGGGGUUUUUUUAUCUGUUUUUCUUUCGCUUUGGUUUUCAGCUCUGCUCAGCUCCUUGCAUAGCUCAUUACAAAUCCGUCAGAAAGCAUCAUGUCGGUACCUUUUUUCCCCCCAAAGGUUCUCUGUUAUCUGGCCCCAAUGCACUGUUACCACUGUGGCCAGAUAAACAGGAUUAGACUGUAUUUGUGGACGGUACCUCAUUUCCAGCAAGUCCAUUACUUGUGUAAGCAGUUGGGGGUAAAGGGGUACAGAGGAAAAAGGAGUUUUUGAGUUUUGGCCUAAAUAAAUGUUAUAAAUUUUGUGUA
Phascolarctos cinereus (koala) is the source of this 7340-nucleotide messenger RNA. It is a transcript of the gene ZYG11B, whose product is annotated as zyg-11 family member B, cell cycle regulator. The record is from RefSeq and is a predicted model, not a curated record. Gene Ontology annotation, cellular component: Cul2-RING ubiquitin ligase complex. NCBI's taxonomy places the organism in Eukaryota, Metazoa, Chordata, Mammalia, Diprotodontia, Phascolarctidae.